AUGCUCGCACAAAUCAACAUGUACCUCUUUGCGGUGUGGACAGCGGUGUCACAAUGGCCUAUCAACUUGCUGAGCUCGACAAGCCCCUUCCGGGAAAUCUUCACGGUUCCAGCUUCAGCAGAUAAUGGUGCCCUCUUGAUCCCAAAUAUUCAAGAUCCGCAAGCGGUUGAUGUGCAGACGGUUUGCCCGGGGUACACGGCAUCGAAUGUGCAGACGAACGAUUACGGACUGUCUGCUUCCCUGACUUUAGCGGGAAAGGCCUGCGACGUCUACGGCACGGAUGUGGAGAGCCUCUCUCUGAAUGUGGAAUAUCAGUCUGCGGAACGACUGUCUAUCAAUAUCAGUCCGUCUAACGUGGACGCGUCCAAUUCAUCCCACUACAUUCUGUCGGAGCAGCUGGUCCCUCGUCCUUCGAGAGAUUCAGACUACAAGUCGGACAUCAAGGACCAUGACCUGCAAUUCUCAUGGAGCAACGAUCCCACGUUCUUAUUCACUGUGACGCGGAAGUCUACCGGAGACGUGCUUUACAGCUCCAAAGGUAGUGUGCUGGUUUACGAGGACCAAUUUGUCGAAUUUGUGUCUUCUCUUCCGGAGAACUACAACCUGUACGGUCUUGGGGAGCACAUUCACGGGUUGAGACUGGGCAACAACUAUACGGCUACGAUAUAUGCCGCAGAUACUGGCGAUCCAAUUGACUACAACAUCUACGGCAGUCAACCGUUCUACCUAGAUACCCGGUAUUUCGAAGUUGACUCGGAUGGCAAGAAGACUCUAGUCACGAGUACCGCGACCGAUCCAUGCAAGAAAUAUGAAUCUUAUUCCCAUGGUACAUACCUUCGAAAUGCCCAUGGUCAAGAAGUCCUCUUGAGACCGGAGAACAUCACCUGGAGGACCCUCGGUGGAAGUAUCGACUUGUUCUUCUUCGAUGGACCAAGUCAACCAGAGGUCACCAAGGCUUACCAGACCGGGGCUAUUGGCUUGCCAGCCAUGCAGCAGUACUUCACCUUCGGGUAUCACCAGUGCCGAUGGGGUUAUAAGAAUUGGACACAGCUCAAUGAGGUGGUGGAGACAUUCAAGAAGUUCGACAUUCCGCUGGAGACUAUCUGGACCGAUAUCGACUACAUGAGCCAGUACAGAGAUUUCUCGAACGAUGAGAACACGUUCUCGGUUUCUGAGGGGCAGAAGUUCCUGUCUCAGCUGCAUGCGAAUGGACAGCAUUAUGUGCCGAUCGUCGACUCUGCGAUCUACAUCCCGAAUCCUAGUAACGCUAGCGACGCGUAUGGCGUGUAUACGAGAGGCAAUGAUUCGAACGUCUUCCUAUCGAACCCUGACGGGAGCCAGUACAUUGGUGCUGUCUGGCCCGGGUAUACGGUCUUCCCAGAUUGGCAUUCGGAUGAAUCAGUGCCAUGGUGGUCCAACGAGAUGGUGCAAUGGUACAAGGACAUCCAGUUCGAUGGCAUCUGGAUCGACAUGUCUGAGGUCUCCUCUUUCUGCGUCGGCAGCUGCGGUUCUGGAAACGUCACUCUGAAUCCCGUGCAUCCGCCCUUCUCUUUGCCUGGCGAACCCGGAAACAUCGUUUACGAUUACCCAGAAGGCUUCAAUAUCACGAACUCCACAGAGGCAGCGUCAGUCUCAGCAGCUUCUUCGAGCGCCGCAUCUGCUACUGCUACUGCUACGGCAAUCUUGACCAGCUCUUCGACUACUCCCGAUUAUCUCCGCACGACGCCAACUCCGGGUGUCAGGAACGUCAAUCAUCCUCCAUACGUUAUCAACAACGUGCAAGGUGAUUUGGCUGUGCACGCAGUUUCUCCAAAUGCCACCCACCAUGACGGAGUAGAGGAAUACGACGUCCACAACCUCUUUGGCCACCAAAUCCUAAACGCAACCUACCAAGGGCUCCUCGCCGUCUUCCCCACCAAGCGCCCCUUCAUAAUCGGCCGCUCCACCUUCGCCGGCUCCGGCAAAUGGGCUGGCCACUGGGGCGGCGACAACGCCUCGAAAUGGUUCUACAUGUACUUCUCGAUCCCGCAGGCGCUGUCCUUCUCCCUCUUCGGCAUCCCCAUGUUCGGCGUCGACACGUGCGGCUUCAACGGCAACUCGGACGCGGAGCUCUGCAGCCGCUGGAUGCAGCUGUCCGCCUUCUUCCCCUUCUACCGCAACCACAACGUCCUCAGCGCCAUCUCCCAAGAACCGUAUGUGUGGGCGUCGGUCACCGCGGCCACGAAGACGGCUAUGCAGAUCAGGUACUCGCUACUGCCGUAUCUCUACACGCUCUUCCACGCCGCGCACACGCGCGGCGACACCGUGAUGCGCGCGCUUGCGUGGGAGUUCCCCAACGACCCGUCCCUCGCGAACGCGGACCGCCAGUUUCUCCUUGGGCCGUCGCUCAUGGUCGUGCCGGUGCUAGAGCAGGGCGCGGCGAGCGUCAACGGCGUCUUCCCCGGUGUUCCGACGACGGUGUGGUACGACUGGUACGGCCAGACCGCUGUCUCGGCGAAGGCGGGCGAGAACGUGACGAUCGAGGCGCCGCUCGGCCAUAUCCCGGUCUAUAUCCGCGGCGGCGCGGUCUUGCCGACGCAAGCGCCGGGGUAUACGACGACGGAGAGCAGGAAGAAUCCCUGGGGGCUUGUUGUCGCGCUUGAUGCGCAGGGGAGCGCGGAGGGGAGCUUGUAUCUUGAUGAUGGGGAGAGUAUUACUCCAGAAUCGACGCUGGAUGUCGAGUUCAGGGCCGCAAAGGGGAGUUUGAAGGUGCAGAUGGAGGGGAAGUUUGAGGAUACGAAUGCGUUGGCGAAUGUGACGGUUUUGGGGGUUGAGGGGUGCAGUGGGAGUGUUAAGCUGAAUGGACAGGCGGUGACAGGAGCGAAGUAUGAUGGGGAGAGUAAGGUGCUGAGCGUUACUGGGUUGGAAGAUUUGACGAAAGGGGGGGCGUGGAAGGGGGGGUGGGAGCUGAGUUGGUCGUAG
Molecule: messenger RNA, 2961 nt
Organism: Mytilinidion resinicola
Lineage: Eukaryota; Fungi; Ascomycota; Dothideomycetes; Mytilinidiales; Mytilinidiaceae
Exons: 5
Coding region: 1-2961 (986 amino acids)
Biological process (GO): carbohydrate metabolic process
Molecular function (GO): carbohydrate binding; hydrolase activity, hydrolyzing O-glycosyl compounds
Source: RefSeq, a predicted model, not a curated record